This is a messenger RNA of Oryza sativa Japonica Group (Japanese rice), 4908 nucleotides long. Lineage: Eukaryota; Viridiplantae; Streptophyta; Magnoliopsida; Poales; Poaceae. The record is from RefSeq and is a predicted model, not a curated record.
UUUUUCUAAACAUAAUAACAUCCGGUAUUUAUUCUCGCCUAAUCUUUAUUAAUAACAUACACAACAAAUUACCUCUAGCACACUUGCCCUAAUAAACCAUAAUAUUUUUUACUUCAUUUGCUUACUACUAAUCUAGUGCUUGUUUUUGUACUGUUUUUGAGUUUAUAUAGAUAUUGUUCAUCCACUCUCUCAUCAGCCCUCACUUCUCUACCUUAUCUCAUCAUUUGAUCUUUAUAAUGCUCUCUUGAGACAAAUGCUUGUACAGGCCUAUAACGAUGUCUUUCUUAUCCAGUGACUGGUAAUUCAGUAUCAAUUCCCUACCAAGCUUUUUAUGCCAUUAGUCAAGCAGGGUCACUAUUGGCCGGCAGCAUCGCAGAAAGCCUCGCUGUUAGUUCACACCAGGCGCGUGAAAUGUGAAUAAAGCACAAUAUUCUCUCAGGCUUAGUGGAGCCUGGGCCCUGCCCUUUCCCACUCCCUCCGUCCCACGAUAUAAGGGAUUUUGAGUUUUCGCUUACAAAUAUUUCAGUAUGUACCCAGAAGAUUGUGAGAUCGAUGUGCAGCAGUUGUUAAGGAGGUGGAGAGCAGAAGGGUUCAUCAAGGUAAAUUGUGGGAGAAACAUAAUGGAGGAAGGGGAAUUCUAUUUAAAUGAACUUAUCAACAGAAGUUUGAUCCAACCAGAAAAAAUGUUAUUUGACGAUCGUAUAAGGACUUGUCGUGUGCAUGAUAUUAUUCUUGAUCUCAUUGUAUCCAAGGCAAUUGAAGAAAACUUUGUUACAGUUUUCAGUGAUCCAAAUUCGCUAGUGUCCCAAGGAAAAGUUCGUCGACUUUUACUUGACUACCGUGGCCAAGAAAAUGUGAUGCCAAUGUGUUCCAUGGUAACUUGUAAUGUUAGAUCAGUGAGCAUAUUUGGAUACAGGGAACAGAUGCUUCCUAUUUCUGACUUGAAUGUUUUCAGAGUGCUUCAUAUAGAGAGUGGUAAUAAGAUGAUGGAGAUUUGUGGAAUUGGGAAGCUACUUCAGUUGCGGUACUUACGGAUUGAUCUAGUUACACAUCUUACUGAAGAAAUAGGAGAACUGCUGUUUUUGGAGAUAUUGGAUCUACCUCGUGGUAUUGGUACAGAGGAGCUGCCCAAAGGCAUAGUUAAACUGCGGCGGUUGAAAUUUUUACACGUUCAUGAUGCAAGACUGCCGGAUGGAGUCGGGAAUAUGCAAGCUCUAGAGGAACUAGCAGUAUCAACAAAAGAGGACAAUUUGAGCUCAAUAAACUCCUUGGAACAGUUGGGAACGCUGACCAAACUUAGGAUACUUCACCUAAGUUUGUCCAUUACUGACGAGAACAAUCAUAAAUCAAAACACUUGGAUACGUUAACUUCAUCGCUCAACAAACUCCUUAGUUACAAUCUUAGAUAUUUGUAUUUUGAUAGUUACUGGCAGUUGGGUUCUGCUUAUAUCAAUUUGGAUUUUUCAUCCUCGCCGUCUUAUCUCCUGCAAGAAUUACACAUCCGUCCUCUCCUUCUCCAUGGGAUUCCUGAGAGGCCGGCGUCACUGGCCAACCUGACCUAUCUGGACAUUAGAAUCCAACAAGUGACGCAAGAAACCCUUGAGAUCCUAGGAGACUUACCUGCCUUGCUUUCUCUUUUGUUAGUGUCCGCAUUUGACAACACAAAAAGGUUUAGCAUAUACAGAAAUAAGUUCAGAUGUCUAGAGUCUCUAAACUUGGAUUGUUCGGCUAGUGAUAUGAUGUUCCACGCUGGAGCCAUGCCAACGCUUGUAGACAUCAACUUUACAAUCAAGGCACAUUCCACAAAGUAUGCAUGUGCCAAUCGAAAUCUGGGCAUCCACCACCUCUCAACCCUUAAGGCACUCAAUGUCUAUAUUGACUGCCAAGGCGCGACAGCUAAGGAGGUGGAGGCAGUUGUGGCCGCCAUCAAGAACGAAGCAAGCCUACUUCCCAACUGCUACAUACAACAUAUCCGCAUAUCGCGGGAGGAAGGAUUGGAGGAUAUCGACAUAUCGCGGGAGGAAGGAUGGGAGGAAGGGGGCCACUCGAUUGAGCAACAAGAAGAGAUCACUAAUCCCCAUACCGAGCACACAAUAACCCCUGCCACAUAGUUCAUCUGCAAUUUCAUCUAUUCAAGUUAUGUAUACUUCCGGUUCCUUGUUGGCAGAAGCACAUAUAUAUUUGUUCCUUUAAUUGGUUUGUGAUGUAUCAAUUGGCCGGCUGGUUCCUUGGGUGGCUACUAUAGUGCUGGGGGAUGCAAACUUCUUGUACGUUUCGUUGUGUGCUGCCUAGGCUUUUAGUUUCUUUGUUCUGUAACUGAGCAAUAAUUGGAGCUUGAAAAUGUGCCCAUGUUUGGUGUCUUUGUGUUUCUGGACGUUUGAUAUGAUAUAUAAACUAGAUAUCAUUUUCAUCAAACGUGCAAAUUGAUAAUGAAUGCUCGACUGUUGUAUAAGAUACAGCUGCUGUGCACUAAUGCUAUUUGCUUACUUUAUAUUCAGUCAUGAAUUGAGACAUCAUUGAUACAGUAGUUACCCUUUGGGUGUUCAACAUAUUUUCAUGGAUGAUCUGGUUUCACAUUUUAUAAAUUUAAUAAUUUUGGCCUUGUUGCCAAUUGAAAGACCGGUACUAUUAUUUAAGCAUGAAACCACAGAUUAAGGUUAUAUAUCUUAUUAAUUUGUAGUGAUAAUUUAUAGCAUUUAUGUUUUAUCUUAAUGAUUUCAAAAAAGCAGAGCGCUAUAUCUGUGCCCAUGUUAGGCUUCACUGGGGACCCAGAUUUAGUUUCUUACUUUCUAUUUUCAAUUAUAUUAUUGAGUUUUCCUUGUCUCAAGAUAUAGGUCUCCAUGUUUUUCUGAACGCACAUAUGAUUCCAUUUAACGAGCACACACCGCAAUACAAGCUUGGAGAUCCACAUUAUGUCGAAUCAAAAAUUUGGAAGCAUUUUUUUUGUCAAAUCAUGGGAGAGAAGAGUUCCGCACUUGAAUUUUCAAUUACGAAAGAGUGAUCAAGAUUACAUGACCCUAGAGUCGGAAGGUUACAGUGAUUGAAGGGGGAAGGGGGAAAAACGCCUCCUAAUUAAACAAAGCCCCUGUUUAGGCCAGCUUAAGAUUCUCAUGAACAACUGGUCGCUUCUAAAAAUCUGAAAAAAAAAUGGGUUUCCUACCGUUUUGGUUAUAGUUCACGUGAUGGGCUGGAUAUGCAUGCCAAAUGAAUUAUUGUUUAGCAAAAAAGAAGCAAGUUGUCUAGCAAAAGAAAGGGCAUUGGAGGCACAUAUGUAUGGGUCAUAGCUUCAUCUUCUGUUUGACGAGGUCACACAUAUGCUUAGGCAGGUCCUAGACGACUGCCACCAAACCUAAAGAGAGCAGCCGUGGCAAGGAACGAGGUCUAGCCAACCAGCAGGGGAAAGAACUUGGUGCUAGACCUGGCGAGCGAACACGUAGUCAAGGAGGAUGUGGUUCGUCAUUUUCAGAUCCUGGGCGCAAAAGGAACAAGCCGAGUGGUUGUCGAUACCACGCUUUGAUCUAGUAAUACUCCCUCGUCUUUGUUUUCUCCACAUACUCGUUUUCUCUACGGUUAAUAAAAGAACACAGUACGUAGUAUAGUAAUAUUUUAAAAUCUUGCUUAACAUAUUUAUUACUAGCUAAAACAGCUGUCUUUCGAGAGUGUACACAAAGAAUCGACGGCAGGGCAACGGCUGCUUCCUGCAGCAGGUAAACAGGCACAACCGGACAGUGCACGUAGGAGAACUGUUGUUUUUGGAGACAUUGGAUCUACCUCAUGGUAUUGGUACAAAGGAACUGCCCAAAAGUAUAGUUAAACUGUGGCGGUUGAAAUUUUUAUGUGUUGGUUAUCCUUGGAGACUUGCCUGCCUUGCUUUCUCUUAUGUUAAGGUUGUACGCACAUGACACCACUGAAAGGUUUAGCAUAAACAGAAAUAAGUUCAGAUGUCUGAAGUGUCUAGACUUGUAUUUUUCUGCCACUGAUAUGAUGUUCCACGCUGGAGCCAUGCUAAAGCUUGAAUACAUCUCGUUUAGAAUCAAGCCACAUUCCACAGAGUAUGCAUGUGCCAAUCGAAAUCUGGGCAUCCACCACCUCUCAACCCUUAAGGAACUCAGUGUUUAUAUAUUCACUGCCAAGGCGCGAGGGUUGAGGAGGUAGAGGCAGUUGAGGCCGCCAUCAAGAACGAAGCAAGCCUACUUCCCAACUGCUCCUCACAACAUAUGGUCAGAUUGGCUGGGAAAAUGAUGGUGACAGAAGGACAUGAGGAACGGGGCUACUCCAUGGAGCAACAAGAAGAGAUCACCAGUCCCCCCAUACCGAGCACAAAAUAACCCCUGCUAUUUAGUUCAUCAUCUGCAAUUUCAUCUAUUCAAGGUAUAUAACUAUAGUACUUGAUAAUAAUCAAUGGCUUCCCAGAGGCUCAUCGAAUCAUAUGUUAUCUUAUUAACUAGGUACGUAUACUUCUGGUUCCUUGGUAGAAGCAAAUAUUUUGUUCCUUUAAUUGAUUUGUGAUGUAUCAAUGGGCCGGCUGGUUCCUUGGGUGGCCACUAGCCCACUGUCACUACCAAAUUCGAGGGCUAGCCUGUAUGCCGAAAACCAUCAGGAAAAUAGAUUUUACCUUCUAUGGGUGGACCGUCAGGUUUUACCGUCUAGUAGUGUACAGUACUGGGGGAUACAAACUUGAUGUUUCAUUGUGUGCUGCCUUGGCUUUUAAUUUGUUUGUUCUGUAACUGAGCAAUAGUUGGAGCUUGAAAAUGUGCCCAUGUUUGGUAUCUUUGUGUAAAAGUCUCCCGCCGUUUGAUAUGAUAUAUAAACUAGAUAUAAUUUUCAUCAAACUUGCAAACCGAUAAUGUAUAUGCUUGACAUUUGUGUAAGAUACAGCGGCUGCACUAUUGCUAUUUGCUUACUUUA